Molecule: messenger RNA, 1243 nt
Organism: Rhododendron vialii
Lineage: Eukaryota; Viridiplantae; Streptophyta; Magnoliopsida; Ericales; Ericaceae
Product: phosphoglycerate mutase-like protein AT74
Exons: 3
Coding region: 229-1227 (332 amino acids)
Molecular function (GO): phosphatase activity
Source: RefSeq, a predicted model, not a curated record
UCAAUUUCCUCCUACUCUUCAACCAUACAAUGAUACAAACCCAUUUCCCACUUUACCUACCUGCUAUCUGAGAAGUUUUUCAGUGCCGGGUGGCCACAUAGUGCCGAACGCGAUCUUGGCCGUCUUAGUGUCUAGACGCGUCCAAAAAUAUACAGAGAGAGAAAGGCAGAUCGACAUUGAGAGAGAGAGAGAGGGGGAGACAGAAAUACAGAUAUACUGAGAAAAGCCAUGAUACAGCAGCAGCAGCAACACUCUCAUCACAAGGUACUACCGAAGCGAAUAAUCCUAGUACGCCACGGCGAGAGCCAAGGCAACCGCGACAACUCAGCCUACACAACAACCCCAGACUAUAAAAUCCCGCUCACCCCAAACGGCGUCGCCCAGGCCAAGCUCGCCGGGGCUCAGAUCCGCCGCGUCGUCUCCGACGACGGGCGCUCCCGCAACUGGAAGGUUUACUUCUACGUCUCCCCCUACGAGCGCACCCGGUCGACGCUCCGCGAGAUCGGGCGGUCGUUCCCCAGGGACAGGAUAGUCGGAGUGAGGGAGGAGUGCAGGAUCAGGGAGCAGGAUUUUGGGAAUUUUCAGGAGGAGCAGAGGAUGAAGGUGAUUAAGGAGAUUAGAGAGAGGUUCGGGCGGUUUUUCUAUCGGUUUCCUGAAGGGGAGUCGGCUGCUGACGUUUACGAUCGCGUUUCCAGCUUUCUUGAGACUUUAUGGAGGGAUAUAGACAUGAACAGGUUUCACCUUGACCCAUCUGAUGAUCUAAACCUUAUUAUCGUAUCGCAUGGUCUAGCUUCGCGUGUUUUCCUCACGAAAUGGUUCAAGUGGACAGUGGAGCAAUUCGAGUACCUAAACAAUCUUGGUAACUGUGAGUUUCGAGUGGUGCAACUAGGACAAGGUGGAGACUAUAGCCUGGCAAUCCACCAUACUGAAGAGGAGAUGCAAGAAUGGGGACUUUCCCCCGAUAUGAUAGCAGAUCAAAAGUGGCGGGCCUGUGGCAAUAAGGGUAAUUGGUAUGAAAAUUGUCAAUGGUACCUUGAUGAAUUCUUUGACAAACUAGAAGACACAGAGGACAGCAUUGAACAGGACCAAGAUGAAAAUGAGAUGUCUGGCAUUGCUUUUAUUUUUCGAAUUCAUGGAAUCAUAUAUGGGAAGGGUGACGUGAAACAAUGGUCGAUAACAAUAUUCAUGGAAUCCACUUUUGUGGUACGUUAUAACUUAUUUUCAUAAAGGUAACGUGAUGAUA